Messenger RNA from Cladocopium goreaui, 1419 nucleotides. The record is from the annotation of a GenBank genome assembly. Lineage: Eukaryota; Dinophyceae; Suessiales; Symbiodiniaceae.
AUGCAUGUCUCUCGCCGCAUCCUUUUUGGGCGACUUGUGGCAUUGCAGGACAUCGACCACCUGGCGGCCGCUGAACUGGGCAAAGCUGCGAAGCUGUCCUUGGCCGAGGGCGACCACAGCGAGGAGCGUUGGAGGCUCUAUACCUCCAGAGCUUCGCAGUUGGUGGGGGACUUGAACUUCCAGGAGGCGAGUCGCAUUGCUUCAGCCUUUUCCGCUGCCAGAUAUGUGGAAUUUCCUUUGUUUGCUAAGCUUUCGGCACGUGCGCUGGAGUGCUUGCCCAAACCGAUCGACGACGACGAUGACAAGAAGGAGCAGGCAGCGGUUUCUGCAGGUGACCUGCGGCAGAUGGCCUUGGCCUGUGGCAGGGCACAGUGCUUCGACGGUGAUUUGAUGGAGGCCAUGGUGCCACUGAUUGAGGAGCGACUGCAAGAUUUCCGCCCCAAAGAGUUGGUUCAAAUUGCGGAUGCCUACGCGCGCUUGCCGGUUCAGAGCCCCGAACUGUUUGCGCUGGUGGCAGAGGUCCUGCCCCGCUAUUUGUACGAUCUGCGACCGCCGGAACUAGCGACGCUGUGUCGUUCCUUUGCGGAGGUGGCGUUGUACAACGAGGAGCUUUCAGAUGCCUUAGCUGCAGAGGUGGAAAAACGCGCUCGCAGUUUUGGUGCCAUGGAAUGCUUGAUCUUCUUGGAUGGCCUUUCAAGACUUCAUGAAGGCAUGGACGAGGACUUGCGCGUCAUCCGCAAAGAACGGGACGCUGCAGUCAUCGCCGCAGUGGCAGAUCAACUGAGCGGCUCCGCCAGCUCGUUGGCCGCGGCCGAAUUGGUACGCGGCUUUUCCGCCUUGGUGCGGCUGGACUACUACGAGCCUCGUCUGGUGCAUGGCCGAAUCUGCACGGCCCUGGCACUGAAGUUUGACGAAUUGCUGCAGGGUGGCCGCGGUGUGGGUCCACCUGCCUUUGCGCGACCACAGCAGGCUUCACGAGGCUUCACCGCUCUGGCAGAUCUCCUGCACUGUCUCAGCCUUUUGCCUGCGCAGUCCCACAAAUCCAUGGAGCUGACAGCCAGCACCAGCCAGGCCAUGACACAGUUGUUGGCACAACUCCUGGCCGGCCACGAAGAAGAUUUGGAGCGACGAGGUGCCACACCGCGGGAUGCGACUGCAUCGGUUGGUCGACUCCCAGACCCCCGCAGUGUGGCCGUGGCGGUGUUGGCUGUGGCACAGCUGGGGCGGGUGGAGCAGGAGGAGGAACUCAUGAAGCACUUGACGCAGUGCGUCAUAGGACCGAAGAAUCCUGCCUUCCUGGCAUUAGCUUCCGAAGAGGAGCUCAAAGAUUUGCAAGGCGCUUUUGAACUUUGCAAUGCCAUGGAGGUACAUGAGGUGAUCGCUGCAGAGCUCGAACGACGUGAGCCGAGCAGACCGGUG